Messenger RNA from Acaromyces ingoldii, 1970 nucleotides. RefSeq lists its product as hypothetical. Gene Ontology annotation, molecular function: diacylglycerol O-acyltransferase activity; long-chain-alcohol O-fatty-acyltransferase activity. Bases 200 to 1924 code for a protein of 574 amino acids. The transcript has 5 exons. Gene Ontology annotation, cellular component: plasma membrane. The record is from RefSeq and is a predicted model, not a curated record. Lineage: Eukaryota; Fungi; Basidiomycota; Exobasidiomycetes; Exobasidiales; Cryptobasidiaceae. Gene Ontology annotation, biological process: triglyceride biosynthetic process.
GCAACGGCACUGCGACCGCUGAUGGCACCGCAGUCCAGCGCAAAACUGCAAGCAUGGCCACGCCAAAGAGUCUCCUGACACCCACGUUGGCGAAAAUGGCAAUGGUCAUCGCGACCAACUCACGUUCAUCAGCCCUAGGCUGCACACGCUCGUCUCGAGCAUCGAGGAGAAGCUUCAAGAGCUCGGCAACCGCCCGGGUAUGGCAGGGAGCAUUGCAAGGACCAUUCUCGAGCACGGAGCGUGGGUUGAGGAGCAUCUUGAGGAGGAGAUCGAGUUGAGGAAGAAUGCCAUCGGAGGUCUCGACCACAUGUGGCUCCACCUCUCGUCGAUCUCGAGCUUCAAUCCCGUCUGUGCCGCCAUCUGGACCUUCUCUGACAUUAUCGAUGAUAAGAAGAUCCACGAGACGAUGCUGCGCCAGGUUGACGCUUUUCCAAAGUACAAGCAGAUCCUCGUCAACCGUGGGAGGAGGUGGCACGGAGCCACGUUUGUCGAUGACCCAAACUGGGAUGUCCACCGCCACCUCAGCAAGCAGAAGCUGCCCGGAGCUGCCGGCCGCCAGGAGCUCGAUGACUUUACGGCCGAGUUCAUCGCGCAAGAGUGGGACUUUUCCAAGCCUCUGUGGGAGCUUGUGUACUUUGACAACUACCAAAAUGGCGACCAGAAAGGCGGUGCCAUCGUUGUGAGAGGCCACCAUACUCUGACCGACGGGCAGGGCUUCGUCAUGUCGCAGCUUUUCAUCUCCAGCUACGGUCCUGAGCUGGAACGUAUGAUCAACGAGGGUAGCAAGACGAUAAAGGCAGCCAGGCGUGGCACGGCGCAACCAUCCAAAGUGCAUAAGGCACUGAAGCCCUUGGACAAAUACCAGAACCUGCUCGUCUUGCAGCUCGCCAUGUUCGCCCUCUUUUGGGCCAUCUGGCUUGGAUCAACAUUCCUCGAGGUCCUCGGCAGCAUCUCCCAGGCCGCCUCAUUCGUCUUCUACUAUCUCACCAGCAGCUGGCGACAGCGGUACCUUACGUCUGACUAUGUCGGCGAGCGUGUAAAGAAGAGAGAAUUCGCCACGAGCAAGUCCUUCCCUAUCGAUGACGUCAAGAAGCUGCAAAAGGCCUUUGGCGGACCUACGCCAGGUGGCUGGCGCGAGGCUCUCCAGGGAGGUCGCAAAGCAAAGAGCUGGUGGGGUCACCUGACCCUCAACGACGUCCUCUGCACAAUCAUUGCCGACGUCAUGGUCGACGAAAUUGACCACCAGGAGCCUGUGGACGUUCCUGGUCUGUUGCCCUGGCUCAAACGCAGCGUGAACCGCAUUCUGCCCAACCCGCUGUGCCUGCUGAUCCCGAUCAGCAUCCGACCCGUCGCCAACUGGCAGAUGCAGAACUGGUCCACUGGGUCCCUCGCAUGGAUCCCCUCCCCGAGCGCAAACGAAGGCCUGGCCAUGGGCGCCAAGGCAAUGCACAGACGCCUCCACGAAGCGGCGCGCGAGCUGAGCGUUCUCAAAAACGGUAUCCUGCCUCGUCUUGCCUUCUACCUCAUUCAAAUCUCGGGCCAGGCGCCCAUCCUUUUCCCCCACCCAAGCCUCUGGACACCUGUACAGUCGUUUGUGCGCGCCUACCUGGCCUAUGCCGUCGAGGCGCAGGUGGCUAUUGUCACAAACGUCCCUGGACCCCAGGGAGGCCACAUCACCCUGGCCGACGCCCAGGUCGAAGAGUGGAGCGCAAGCCCGCCGCAGGGCGGCAAGGGCACCCUGGGCAUCGGCAUCAUCUCCUACAACGGCAACGUCUGCAUCACCAUCGCCGCCGAUCACGUCGAGGGCGCACCGAGCGAGGGCGUGGCGCGCAGGCUCACCGACGCAUUCGAGCGCAGGUGGGCUCAGUACCUCGAGACGGCCGAUCAGAUCCUCAAGAGGGCUGAGACGAGCCGCAAGUUUUAAGAAGUAUGAAACUUCGAGAUCAUCUAAAGAACAAGGCACAACAUUC